UUAAUGUCCCUCUCCUCGACGACUCCCAGGAAGAUUCUCAACAACAUGGGUCCAUUUCCGGGGCAGUCUUCAACAUCUCAACCACCAUGAUCGGUGCUGGAAUCAUGUCGAUUCCGGCAACCAUCAAGGUUCUGGGCAUACUCCCUGGCUUCAUUCUUAUUGUUUUUGUGGCGUUGGUAACCGAUGUCACCGUGGAGUUUAUGUUAAGGUACACCGCACAUGGAAAAUCUCUUACAUAUGCUUCCAUGGUUGGUGAAUCAUUUGGCUCAUUGGGCUCCCUUGCCGUCAAGAUUUGUGUCAUCACAACAAACCUUGGUGUUCUUAUCAUUUACUUCAUUAUUCUCGGAGACGUGCUAUGUGGAAAUGAAUCGAAAGGCAGCACACAUUUGGGCAUCCUUCAAGAAUGGUUUGGGAUCCACUGGUGGACCUCGCGCGCUUUUGCUCUUCUUCUAGUUGCUCUUUUCAUAAUGCUCCCACUUGUUAUGUUACGCCGUGUUGAUUCAUUGAGGUAUAGUUCAGCAAUAUCAAUCCUACUAGCAUUGGUGUUUGUUGCAAUAUGCUCUUCCAUGGCUUUUUAUGCAUUGUGGUGCGGCAAAACUCAGCCACUGAGGUUACUUCCUGAUUUCUCUCAAGUCACUGUCCUUGAUCUUUUCACCACUGUCCCUAUCUUUGUCACUGGUUUUGGAUUUCAUGUCAAUGUUCAUCCAAUUAGAGCAGAGCUAGGAAAACCAGGGGACAUGAAUUUGGCAGUGAGGAUAUCAUUGAUGAUAUGUGUAGGCAUAUACUUUGCAAUUGGCUUCUUUGGUUACCUAUUGUUUGGAGACUCAAUCAUGGCAGAUAUGUUGGUCAACUUUGACCAAAACUCCAACACAAGUGGUGGUAGAUUGCUCAAUGACAUAGUUAGGUUAAGCUAUGCACUCCACCUUGCCCUUGUAUUCCCCAUCAUGAAUUAUUCCUUGAGGGCCAACAUUGAUGAACUUAUUGCAUUCUCAAAUCAUAAUAAUAAUAAUAGGCCUCCUCUUGCAUUAGACACACCAAGAUUUGUGUCAUUAACUCUUGGAUUGCUAGCAUUCACAUAUUUGGUGGCAGUGGCAAUUCCAAACAUUUGGUAUUUCUUUCAGUUCUUGGGCUCUACUACCAUUGUUUGCCUCUCUUUCAUUUUCCCUGCCUCAAUCAUUCUAAGGGAUACGCAUGGCAUAUCAAAGACAAAAGAUCAAGUGAUGGCAAUAGUAGUGAUAGUUUUGGCUGUAGGGACCAGUGGAAUUGCUAUAUGGACCAACUUGUAUGGUUGACCAUCUUGACAUUAAUGAACUGUGUCUUUUUUCUUUUAGUUCCUUUUUUCUCUCUCUCAUAUUAUGGAUCUAAGAGGCAAUCAACAUGUAUAUAACUUCUUAUUU
Molecule: messenger RNA, 1397 nt
Organism: Arachis ipaensis
Lineage: Eukaryota; Viridiplantae; Streptophyta; Magnoliopsida; Fabales; Fabaceae
Source: RefSeq, a predicted model, not a curated record